Condylura cristata (star-nosed mole) is the source of this 750-nucleotide messenger RNA. RefSeq names its product outer dense fiber of sperm tails 3-like 2 (gene CIMAP1D). Gene Ontology annotation, cellular component: cytoplasmic microtubule; cytoskeleton. NCBI's taxonomy places the organism in Eukaryota, Metazoa, Chordata, Mammalia, Eulipotyphla, Talpidae. The record is from RefSeq and is a predicted model, not a curated record. The coding region runs from base 1 to 750 and encodes 249 amino acids. The transcript has 2 exons.
AUGCCGCUCAUGCCGGUCAAGGCUGAGGCCCUGCCGCAGUGGGGAGUGGGGACCCCGCUCCAGGAGGGCGGGCGGGGUGUCUGGAGGGGAAAAGGCCUUGGGGCUACCCCGGGCGGCGCUGGGGCCCUCGGACCUGGGCUUCUCUCCACAGGGGCUCCUCAGGAUGCCAGCCCCGGGCCCAUCUACUUCCUGGACCCCAAAGUCACCCGCUUUGGCCGCAGCUGCGCCCCAGCUUACUCCAUACAGGGCCGGGGCAAGUCUCGGGGUCCGGAAGUGACUCCAGGCCCUGGGGCGUACAGCCCGGAGAAGGUAGCCCCGUUGCACCAGCGGACACCCCCGGCCUUCACCCUGGGCUCCCGCCUCCGCCCGCAGCCGCUGGACAACUCGGCCCCUGCCCCUAACACCUACACUCUGCCCUCCCUCUGGGGCUCCCAGGUCUUCAUCAAGCCCAGCAGCCCCAGCUACACGGUGGGGGGCCGCACGCCCCCUGCCCGCCCCCCCCAGGACCCCUCUGAGAUCCCAGGCCCCGGCCAGUAUGACAGUCCCGACCCCAACGCCUACCGGCAGCGCCGGCCAGCCUUCACCAUGCUGGGGCGGCCCCGUGCCCCCCGCGCCCCACAGGAGACGCCUGGCCCUGGCACCCACAGUCCCGAGCAGGUCACUGUGACCAGAGCCCGGGCCCCAGCGUUCACCAUGGGCAUUCGCCACUCCGGGUGGGCGGCCACCAUGGCCGCAGGCACCGCACCCUGA